CACCCUCAUUCCCUCUUGAACGCACACGGCAGGAGACCUCUCCCUUCCGAGGUAGUCACUCUCAUGCUCCAGGGAAAGGAGCUUCGCGACACAUGUCUUGGGAGCGCAACCUCUGGCUUGGUAGCGAGGCUUCUCUGCCAUCCUCUAGACACGGCUAAGGCGCGCCUCCAAGGCCCCGAGGGCAGCUCGUUCAGGAACACUUGGCAUGUCUUGCAAGCAACCAUGGGCACGGAAGGCAUAGGCGGGCUGUAUCGAGGCAUAGGUGCUGUUACGUUCGGAGGAGUGCCCGGGGUGUGCCUCUACCUCACCACGUAUGAGGCGACCAAAGAGUUUCUCGCCGACCGCGGGGCGAUCGGCGGGGGCGACGCGGAAUCAGGAGGGGGGGGCAUCUUGACCCACUUGACCGCCGGAAUGAUGGCGGAAGUUGUGUGCUGCGUGGUAUUCGUUCCCGUAGAUGUGGUCAAGGAAAGGCUGCAAGUCCAGCGACCAGCGGAGGUGGCCGCUGCCAAGAAUGUGUCCACUGCUGAAGCUAGUAGUGGUGGAUGUAGAGCUGGCGGAGCCGUCGGCGGCAGCAGCAGCAGCGGGGUUAGAGAGGCGUCGGUGCCGCCUUACAGAGGGAGCGCGGACACGCUCAAGACAAUUUUGAGAACCGGAGGCCUCCGAGGGAUAUACAAGGGAUACUUGGCAACGCUGGCCUCCUUUGGCCCCUUCUCGGCGCUGUACUUCAUGUUCUACGAGCAGGCCAAGAUGGCCUCCCGCGACUUGAUCGAACGACAUCCAUACUUCCGGGGGCAGGGAGGCACGGACGCUCGAGCAGCAGAAGGGGCGGCGACGGCAACAACGGAGGGCCAGAGCUCGCGGGGGGCCAGGGCCGAGCUCCCGGUGUGGAUGACCCUGGGCAACGCGGCGGCGGCUUCGGCGGCGGCGUCCUGGCUGACGAACCCUCUGGACCUAGCGAAACUCCGGCUGCAGGUGCAACGAGGAGCGGCUGCGACGGCGUCACCGCCACCGGCCGCCGGGGCCACGGCGGCCACCGCGCCGUACACCGGCAUGCUGGACGCCCUGCGGCGGAGCUACCGCGCGGGGGGGCUGGCCGGACUGUUCAAGGGGUCAGGAGCGAGGAUGGCCUUCCAGGCCCCCAGCAUCGCCAUCACCAUGGCCGCCUUCGAAAAGUCCAAGGAAGCGUGGGGUUUCCUUUUGCCCUGAGCCGGUCGAGGGAGGGGGGGAUGCACGCGCGUGUUCUCCUUGGGAGGUUUGUAGGAGACUCUCGCGGCGUCGUCCUUCUUCGUUGUUGUGCCGCCUUUGGGGGCGGAUCGACCGGGGAAGAACGGGGAUUUUUGUCGUGUUUCGGAGUGUGCUGUUUCGCGAGCACCCUGUCGAUACGCAUGUCAGAGUGAUGUGUAAAUUAUUGAACGAACUACCACCAAUACCGACCCACUACUCUCAAAAUGUGCGUGUUAUCCCCGCGUCCUACCACCUUCGGCGUUGCUCCUGUGGGAUUGAGCGGGAAAUUCAGGUGUGGGUUCGAAUUUUCUUCCAAUGUGGGCCUGGCCGUCUCAUGGUCGCAGUUUGGUCAUCGUCUGGUCCGGUUGGUCACGUUGCGUGUUGCACGUGGUGAUGAUGUUGUCUUUUCUGCUGGCGGUCCGCGUGUGAAUCGUGAUAUUUGUGAAGCGGUGUCGGGCUGUUGUGUCUGCGUCGCUCCAAAAUCCCUGGGCCCUGCCCAGGUUUCUACACAGGGACAUACCUUUUCGACAGAUUUGCUUCCUCCUUCGCUGUAUGUAGAUUUGGAUGU
This is a messenger RNA of Ectocarpus sp. CCAP 1310/34, 1792 nucleotides long. The record is from the annotation of a GenBank genome assembly. Lineage: Eukaryota; Phaeophyceae; Ectocarpales; Ectocarpaceae.